GCGUGACGCGGGGCGGGGCCCGACAGCCGGCAGCGCAGCGGAGGCCGCAGGCCCCAGGCGGACCCCGAGCUCCGGUCCCGUGGGGCGCGGAGCCCGCGUCCAGGCCUGUGUGCGCCCCGCCCGCCCCCGCCAUGGCCCUGGUCAGCAUCAACGAGCUGCCCGAGAGCAUCCUGCUGGAGGUGUUCACGCACAUCCCCGCCCGCCAGCUGCUGCUGCGCUGCCGCCCGGUCUGCAGCCUCUGGCGGGACCUCAUUGACCUGGUGACCCUCUGGAAGCGCAAGUGCCUGCGGGAGGGCUUCAUCACCGAGGACUGGGACCAGCCUGUGGCCGACUGGAAGAUCUUCUUCUUUCUGUGCAGUCUCCGCCGGAACCUCCUGCGCAACCCGUGUGCUGAAGAGGAUAUGAAGUCCUGGCAAAUUGACUGCAAUGGGGGAGACGAAUGGAAGGUGGAGAGCCUCCCUGGAGACCACGGGACAGAUUUUCCUGACUCCAAAGUCAAGAAGUACUUUGUCACAUCUUAUGAGAUGUGCCUCAAGUCCCAGCUGGUGGACCUCAAGGCCGAGGGCUACUGGGAGGAGCUGCUAGACACGGUCCGGCCUGAAAUUGUGGUUAAGGACUGGUUCGCGGCCAGAGCCGACUGUGGCUGUACCUACCACAUCCGAGUGCAGCUGGCCUCCGCCGACUACAUCGUCCUGGCCUCCUUCGAGCCCCCACCUGUGACCGUCGAUCAGUGGAACAGCGCCAAGUGGACGGAGGUCUCGCACACUUUCUCCGAUUACCCCCCCGGCGUCCGCCACAUCCUCUUCCAGCACGGAGGCCAGGACACGCAGUUCUGGGCGGGCUGGUACGGGCCCCGCGUCACCAACAGCAGCAUCGUCAUUGGCCCUAAGGUGACCGGGGACCCGGCCCGGUUCCCCGCUCAGCCCGAGCACACACAGGGCCGGGAGAGGGCCGCCCGCUUGCCCUCCUCGCUUCAUCUCCACUGACAGUGUCUGCUAGCCACUCCUCCGUCCUGUGUCUGGACCAAACCACCCGCAGCAGUGCCCUCCACUGAGGCUGCGCUGGGCGCAAGGCCCUGCUGGGGAGCUGCUGCCCCACUUCCAGCCUGGAGCAAACCCACCAGUUGGCGGUAACUCCGUCACGUACUCUGACAUUUUGUGACAAUAAACGUUUUCAGUAAGACCA
Canis lupus familiaris (dog) is the source of this 1185-nucleotide messenger RNA. RefSeq names its product F-box protein 6 (gene FBXO6). Gene Ontology annotation, cellular component: SCF ubiquitin ligase complex; cytoplasm; endoplasmic reticulum quality control compartment. The coding region runs from base 132 to 986 and encodes 284 amino acids. The transcript is spliced from 6 exons. The record is from RefSeq and is a predicted model, not a curated record. NCBI's taxonomy places the organism in Eukaryota, Metazoa, Chordata, Mammalia, Carnivora, Canidae. Gene Ontology annotation, molecular function: protein binding; ubiquitin protein ligase activity. Gene Ontology annotation, biological process: SCF-dependent proteasomal ubiquitin-dependent protein catabolic process; glycoprotein catabolic process.